This is a messenger RNA of Pterocles gutturalis (yellow-throated sandgrouse), 1796 nucleotides long. It is a transcript of the gene DPYSL4, whose product is annotated as dihydropyrimidinase-like 4. Gene Ontology annotation, cellular component: cytoplasm; cytosol. The annotation marks the transcript as partial. The transcript has 11 exons. NCBI's taxonomy places the organism in Eukaryota, Metazoa, Chordata, Aves, Pterocliformes, Pteroclidae. The record is from RefSeq and is a predicted model, not a curated record. Gene Ontology annotation, molecular function: hydrolase activity, acting on carbon-nitrogen (but not peptide) bonds, in cyclic amides.
UUGAUCACGUGGUUCCUGAGCCAGGUACCAGUUUGCUGACUGCGUUCGACCAGUGGCGAGAAUGGGCAGACAGCAAAUCCUGCUGCGACUACUCUCUGCAUGUGGAUAUCACCGAGUGGCAUAAAGGUGUCCAGGAGGAGAUGGAAGCUCUGGUUAAAGAUCAUGGUGUGAACUCCUUUUUGGUUUACAUGGCUUUCAAAGAUCGCUUUCAGCUCACUGAUUCUCAGAUAUAUGAGGUCCUGAGUGUAAUCCGGGAUAUCGGUGCGACAGCUCAAGUGCAUGCUGAGAAUGGUGACAUCAUCGCUGAGGAGCAGCAAAGGAUCCUGGAACUGGGGAUCACAGGGCCUGAAGGGCAUGUGUUGAGCAGACCUGAAGAGGUGGAGGCAGAGGCUGUGAACCGGGCAAUAACCAUCGCCAACCAAACCAACUGCCCUCUUUAUAUCACCAAGGUGAUGAGCAAAAGUGCUGCUGAUGUCAUUGCUCAAGCCAGGAAAAAGGGCACUGUGGUGUAUGGAGAGCCCAUCACAGCCAGCUUGGGCACCGAUGGCUCUCAUUACUGGAGCAAGAACUGGGCUAAAGCAGCAGCUUUUGUUACUUCCCCACCGCUGAGUCCUGACCCAACCACUCCUGAUUUUCUCAACUCACUACUGGCCUGUGGAGACCUGCAAGUUACUGGCAGUGCCCACUGCACCUUCAACACUGCUCAGAAAGCUGUUGGGAAGGACAACUUUACCCUGAUCCCUGAAGGAACCAAUGGGACCGAAGAGAGGAUGUCCAUCAUCUGGGAUAAGGCUGUGGUGACUGGCAAGAUGGAUGAGAACCAGUUUGUUGCUGUGACCAGCACAAAUGCAGCUAAAAUCUUUAACCUGUACCCGCGGAAGGGCCGUAUUGCAGUGGGUUCGGAUGCUGAUCUGGUUAUCUGGGAUCCUGACAGUGUCAAGACAAUCUCUGCCAAGACUCAUAACAUAUCUCUGGAGUACAAUAUCUUUGAAGGGAUGGAGUGCCGCGGGUCUCCCCUGGUGGUUAUCAGCCAGGGGAAGAUCGUGCUGGAGGAUGGGAAUCUUCAUGUCACCGAGGGAUCUGGCCGGUAUAUCCCCAGGAAACCGUUCCCUGACUUCGUUUACAAGCGCAUCAAAGCAAGGAGCAGGCUGGCCGAGCUGCGGGGCGUGCCUCGAGGCCUCUACGACGGACCUGUUUGCGAAGUGUCGGUGACACCCAAUACCGUCACACCAGCCUCUUCAGCUAAAACAUCUCCUGCCAAACAGCAGGCCCCACCCGUGAGGAACCUGCACCAGUCUGGAUUCAGCUUGUCUGGGGCACAGAUCGACGACAACAUCCCACGCCGCACCACCCAGCGCAUCGUGGCACCGCCCGGCGGACGUGCCAACAUCACCAGCUUGGGCUAAGGACCGACCCCUUCUGUGCCCGCCUAGCGGACCAGGGGACGGGGGCACCUGGAGACCCUUUUUGAUUCUUUUAGAGCCUGUGACAGUUACUGCGGGCAACCAGUGAGGGGGGGCUGAAGUACGGCACCUCUUUCAGUCCCCUCAGAUUCCCUCCUCAUCUUCACCAACCCCUCUCACUCCCCCCACCUUCAGCCUCUACACAUUUAAAGAAAUAAACCCUGUUUUGACACCUCUGACAUGCAAAAGUAAAUGUAAAGAGGAUGUUUGAGAUAUGUGGCCUCUGUCCCAUUCAGCAUCUUUCUUUUAAUAAAGGAAGGAUAAAGUGAAUUUCCCGGGAGCUGCCUUUAAGACACACACAAAAAGGAAUAAAUGAAUAAUAAAUGUAAAAAA